Scatophagus argus is the source of this 2243-nucleotide messenger RNA. RefSeq names its product IL2 inducible T cell kinase (gene itk). Gene Ontology annotation, molecular function: ATP binding; non-membrane spanning protein tyrosine kinase activity; protein binding. The transcript is spliced from 17 exons. Gene Ontology annotation, biological process: T cell receptor signaling pathway; NK T cell differentiation; adaptive immune response. Lineage: Eukaryota; Metazoa; Chordata; Actinopteri; Scatophagidae. Bases 102 to 1955 code for a protein of 617 amino acids. The record is from RefSeq and is a predicted model, not a curated record.
GCUUCCAUCAAGUUAUCAUACUUCUCUCACUGCCUGCGCUCAGUCUCUCUCUACAAGCCAAAAGGCAUCAGUGUUUCUUGUAGCAUUGUUCAGCCGUUACCAUGUUCCCCAGGGUGAUUUUGAAGGCAACUAUGAUUAAAAAAUCUCAACAAAAGAAAAGAACAUCACCAUGUAACUACAAGGAGAGGUUUUUUGUAUUGGAUACUCAAGAUCUGAAGUAUUCUGAACGCCGUCCAGGGAGAAGGCCAAUGUUGAAAGGUUGCAUUGAGCUGUACAGAAUCAAGUGUGUGGAGACUGUUUGCAGUGAUGUCCCCAUACCAUGCAACUAUAAAUACCCUUUUCAGGUUUUUUACGACAACCAUUACCUCUACAUUUUUGCCCCAGACAAUGACUGCCGUCAGAGAUGGGUCAGGGCUCUCAAAGAGGAGACAAAGCACAACAAUCUUGUUGCAAAGUACCACCCAAACUUCUGGAUGGAUGGAAAAUGGAGAUGUUGCCAACAAACAGAGAAACUGGCAGCAGGUUGUCGCACAUAUGAUCCAGAGGGUUGUGCUUCUAAGAAGCCACUCCCUCAAAUCCCAGACCCAGAGAUGACACCAAAUGAUGCAGGACAAAGGAUGGUCAUCGCUCUACAAGACUACACACCGCUUGGAGAUGAUGACUUGCCUCUUCUGAAAGACCGGGAGUACGUUCUGAUCAACAGCUCCCACUCUUACUGGUGGGCCGUAAAGAAUGAUAAGGGGGAAACAGGCUUUGUACCGAGUACCUACGUGGCCGAAAAAUCUGGCAACAACUUUGAGAGAUUUGAAUGGUACAACAAACACAUAACCAGAGGGGAAGCAGAGGACUUGUUGAUGAAAGAGGGAAAAGAAGGUGGAUUCAUGGUGCGUGACUCCAGACAGCCAGGAGUCUACACAGUGUCAGUCUUCACCAAAGCACCAGGCUCAAAUGGGGAGAAGAAUCCACGAGUAAAACAUUAUCAAAUCAGACAGACAGAAACAGGAGAGGCUGCAUUUUACUUGGCAGAGAAGUACCUGUUCAGCACCAUUCCUGAACUCAUUUAUUACCAUCAACACAACGCUGCCGGCCUCAUAACACGGUUGAGAAGGCCUGUCUCUCAAGUUGGAGCCUGCUCCCAGGACCUUAAUGAUCUCACAACAGAUCAGUGGGAAGUGGACCCUGAGGAGUUGACUCUGGGUCGGGAGAUAGGCAGCGGCCAGUUUGGGCUUGUGCUGGAAGGGAGAUGGAACGAAAGGAAGGUGGCGCUGAAGAUGAUAAGAGAAGAGUGCAUGUCGGACGAGGAAUUUAAAGAAGAGGCUAAAGUCAUGAUGAAGUUGUCUCACUGUAAACUAGUUCAGCUCUUCGGCGUGUGCACCCGUCAUUCUCCCAUGUGUCUGGUGUUCGAGUUCAUGGAGAACGGCUGUCUGUCUGAUUACCUGCGAUCCCGGAAAGGGCAUUUGUCUCAGGCCACGAUGCUGGGGAUGUGUCUGGAUGUCAGUGAGGGGAUGGCUUACCUGGAGAGCUCCAACUUCAUCCACAGAGAUCUGGCUGCCAGGAAUUGUCUUGUUUCAAAGAACAACGAGGUGAAGGUAUCCGACUUUGGCAUGACCAGAUUUGUGUUUGAUGAUCAGUACACGAGCUCCCAGUGUUCCAAGUUCCCUGUCAAGUGGUCGGCACCAGAGGUCAUCAAAUACUGCAAGUUCAGCAGCAAGUCCGACAUCUGGUCAUUCGGUGUGCUUAUGUGGGAGGUGUAUAACGAGGGCCGUCUUCCUUAUGAGAACCGCACUAAUACUGAGGUGGUGGAGUCCCUGAACUCAGGCCUUAGGCUCCUGAAGCCACGACUGGCCCCAGACGCUGUUCACCUGCUGAUGGAGUGGUGCUGGAAGGAGAAACCAGAAGAUCGUCCAUCCUUUGCUCUCCUCCUGCAUGAGCUGGCCUCCAUCACAGAUCAGUGACCUGAGAUAAGAACUGAGUGUGAUGAGCAGCUAUAUUUAUUUUAUUUAUUGAUUUAUUCCCAGUGGCUUGUCAUAUCUUUUACAUAUGUCUAUACAUAUACCUGUGAAUGAAUCUGUGAGGAUUAGGAUCAUUACAAAGAAAAAGAGAAUUUCAAAUCUCUGGAUUUUGCACUUUAUCUGUUUCUUCUGUAUACAGUCCAUUCAUGCAGCGACUGCUGCUCACUGCAGUUUCUGUUAAAGUUUCAAAUAUCAUGUACAUUAAAGAGAUGAAAUGAUUAUGCUGUUAAA